AUGCUACGAGCUGCUCGUCUAGCUCGCAGGUGGCCCUUCGGUGGAUCCUGGGCGCGAGUAUGCUGUCGGGCGUACCACGGGGAAGAGCGGGCGGAUCAGAUCGGCACCCCCCUGCAGCCGAACGACAAAGUCAGACGUAACACCGAGGAGAUGAAGCGACUCGUGCAGGACCUGCGCCACAUGGUGAAGACAAACGAGGCCGGAGGCAGCGAGCGGGAUCGAGAACGCCACUUGAGCCAGGGGAAGCUCCUCGUUAGAGAGCGCAUUAACCUCCUGCUGGACCCAGGCUCCCCGUUCCUCGAGCUGUCUCAGCUAGCCGGACACGAGCUUUACGAAGACGAUUCCGGGCAACCCGUACACGUUGCGGCCGGAGGCAUCGUAACGGGUGUUGGGAGAGUCUCUGGAGUCGAGUGCAUGGUCGUGGCAAACGACGCCACGGUCACGGCGGGGACCUACUACCCCAUCACCGUCAAGAAACACAUCCGAGCGCAGGAGAUCGCGCGCGAGAACCGCCUCCCUUGCAUCUACCUCGUGGACUCUGGCGGUGCCAUGCUCCGCCGUCAGAAGGACGUGUUUCCGGACAGGGAUCACUUUGGCCGGAUCUUCUACAACCAGGCGACCAUGUCUUCGCUCGGCAUUCCUCAGGUGGCAGUGGUCCUGGGAUCCUGCACCGCCGGCGGGGCCUACGUCCCUGCAAUGGCAGACGAGAGCAUCAUUGUCGGAAACAGGGGAACCAUCUUCCUGGCAGGGCCCUCCACUGGUCAAAUCAGCAACCAAUGA
Molecule: messenger RNA, 780 nt
Organism: Geodia barretti
Lineage: Eukaryota; Metazoa; Porifera; Demospongiae; Tetractinellida; Geodiidae
Source: the annotation of a GenBank genome assembly